Amphibalanus amphitrite is the source of this 1381-nucleotide messenger RNA. Its product is annotated as PDF receptor-like. The coding region runs from base 28 to 978 and encodes 316 amino acids. Gene Ontology annotation, molecular function: G protein-coupled peptide receptor activity. Gene Ontology annotation, cellular component: plasma membrane. The transcript has 9 exons. Gene Ontology annotation, biological process: cell surface receptor signaling pathway; adenylate cyclase-modulating G protein-coupled receptor signaling pathway. The record is from RefSeq and is a predicted model, not a curated record. Lineage: Eukaryota; Metazoa; Arthropoda; Thecostraca; Balanomorpha; Balanidae.
AUCGCUCGGGUGGGCCGAAUUCUGGAGAUGGUCGGCCUAAGCGUGUCUUUCUGCUGCAUUAUCAUCUGUCUUUUCCUCUUCUGCUAUUUUCGUCGUCUGCGGAACAGCCGGACGCGGAUCCACAUCCACCUCUUCACGGCCAUUCUGGUACUGGUGGUGCUGAGGCUGACACUGUACAUCGACCAGUACAUCAUCCGAGCCGGCGACAGCAACGACGGCAACGAGCGAGGCAUCGACAACACGCCGGGGCUGUGCGAGCUGUUUUACGUGCUGCAGGAGUGGGCGCGGUCAGCCACUUUUCUCUGGAUGUUCCUCGAGGGCUACUACCUGCACUCGACUCUCACCAGGGACGUGUUCAACGAGAAACCCAACUUUGUAGUAUUCAGCCUGAUCGGCUGGGGCCUGUCCAUUUUGCUGAUGUCCGUCUGGGCAAUCUUCAUGGCGUACCUCUACACAGAGACGCAGUGUUGGUGGGGAAAACAUGUGAGCCGGCUUUAUUGGAUCAUCCAAGGACCUCGGUUUAUGGUAAUAGCGGCCAACCUGGGAUUCCUUCUCAACAUAUUAAGAGUUCUUGUCACAAAACUUCACGAAAGCAGCUCAAAUGACGUCCAGAAAGUCAGGAAGGCGGUGCGCGCGGCGCUCUUCCUCCUGCCGCUGCUGGGCAUCACCCACUCGCUGGAGAUGUUCGAGCCGCCGCUGGACCGGUCCGUGGCCGUGUUCGGCUGCUACACCAUCGUACUCGCCGUGCUCGACUCCUUCCAGGGCUUCUACAUCUCGCUGCUCUACUGCUUCCUCAACCAGGAGGUGCGUGACGCGGUGGUGAAACAGUGGCACGACAUGAGCGUGCAGCGCCAGCUCGGCUGUCGGAGACCGUCGCACAUCGACAGAAAAGCCAGCUGCCGGCUGCUGCACAUGCACAGCGUUCGGACGGAUGCGGAGGCGACUGUCGAGCAAACGGUACCCACCGAGAACCCAUGACAGGAGAGGGCCGGCACCAGUCGGCCGUCCGACCCCGGCGAGCAGCGCCACCUAGCCUCCAACGGCCGCUCCGGACUGCCGCCUGGCGAGCAGACAGUGCUGACAUCUGCCGGCCGCAGUGUGCUGCCAUCUGCGGGCAACCUACUGUCGCCCUCGGCUGGUCGCCUGGCCGAUCGCUCGAGCGAAACACAAAUUGACGCCCUGUGAUUGACUCGCCUUUGCUCGCUCGGCCGAGAGAGGGCGGAGUGUUUUUAGAAGAGGACUGCUUCGCAAUGUGUGAGAGGGAAAGGAUAGAGUCAGAGAGCCAUUGAUAUUUGAGGACAGUGUCAUGAUACGGGUAUCAUCAGACGCAUAUGGCUCUCCAGCACGGGCAAGAGCAUGAAAAAAUACGAGAACACCCAAA